Molecule: messenger RNA, 2755 nt
Organism: Cyprinodon tularosa
Lineage: Eukaryota; Metazoa; Chordata; Actinopteri; Cyprinodontiformes; Cyprinodontidae
Gene: slc34a2a
Product: solute carrier family 34 member 2a
Exons: 13
Coding region: 286-2256 (656 amino acids)
Biological process (GO): sodium-dependent phosphate transport; intracellular phosphate ion homeostasis
Cellular component (GO): brush border; apical plasma membrane; vesicle
Molecular function (GO): sodium:phosphate symporter activity
Source: RefSeq, a predicted model, not a curated record
ACCAGCAGCAGGUGUUAUACACAGGGUCAGCUUCAGCUCCAGGCUUAUCGCCCGAUACAAUGUGAGCACUGGAUUGCGACAGAGGGGUGUUACACCAGCACCAGGUAAGGGGAACCAAAGUUUCAAAGGCGUGUCUGGCUUAUCAAAGAGACGGAAAUGUUCCAAGAGGGAUGUGAGGGCGAAAUCAUCACACCUUCUUAUGAUGCCUUCCAACCUUUCUGCCCCGUAUGCAAACGAGGCAGCACUUUAAAACCCUGACACAGGUGAGCUCUGCACCACUCAAGCAUGGACUCCUUAGGCCUGCCACAGUCAUCUGACUCAAAGAACAACAUAGAGCAAGGCGAAGAUGAGCAAAAAGAAGAGAAAAUCAGAGAUCUUAAAGCAAGCCCAGCACACUCCACUCUGGCUUUGGUGGAGCCAGGCUCAAAGGACACAGACCCCUGGGACCUCCCUGAGCUAAAAGACACUGGGGUCCCAUGGUCAGAUCUAGAUACCAAGGGUAAAGUGCUAAGGGUGCUGGGGUCAAUUGUAAAGUUCAUCGCCCUGCUGGGCCUCCUCUACGUGUUCAUCUGUUCCCUCGACAUCCUCAGCUCAGCCUUUCAGCUAGUUGGAGGCAGAGCAGCAGGCGAUAUCUUUCAGGACAACUCGAUUUUGUCUAAUCCGCUGGCUGGUUUGGUCAUCGGCGUCCUUGUCACUCUGCUUGUACAAAGCUCAUCCACCUCUUCCUCUAUAGUCGUCAGCAUGGUCUCGUCGGGGAUCCUAAAAGUCCAGGUAGCUGUUCCCAUCAUCAUGGGCACCAACAUUGGCACAUCGGUCACAAACACAUUAGUUGCCAUGACGCAAGCUGGUGACCGCAGCACCUUCCGCAGGGCUUUUGCAGGGGCUACCGUGCACGACUUCUUUAACUGGCUCUCUGUGCUGGUGCUGCUGCCUCUGGAAGUAGCCUCUGGUUACUUGUACGUUGUGACCGAACUCAUCAUCGACUCCUUUCAGAUCCAGAGUGGAGAAGCACCCGACCUAUUAAACGUGAUUACUGAUGUCUUAACUGAAGCUAUCAUACAGCUGGAUGAGUCUGUUAUUAGUGGACUUGCCACUGGAGACCCAGAUGCCCAAAACAAAAGUAUGAUCAAGAAGUGGUGUAAAACCUACAGCAACACAACCUUACAGAAUGUCACAGUUCCCGGUCCGGAGAACUGCACCUCUCCGUCUCUCUGCUGGAUCGAUGGCAACAUUACUGUCACUCUAAAGAAUGUGUCCGAAACAUACAACAUUCAGAAAUGUAAUCACAUCUUUGUGAACGUGAACCUGUCUGAUCUGGCUGUGGGUCUCAUCUUGCUGGCGCUCUCUCUGCUGGUUCUGUGUUCCUGUCUGGUCUGCAUUGUUAAAUUGCUUAACUCUAUGCUGAAGGGCCAAGUGGCUGCAGUCAUCAAGAAAUUCCUCAACACUGAUUUCCCCUUUCCAUUCGGCUGGGUCACAGGAUACAUCGCCAUUGUAGUUGGAGCUGGAAUGACUUUCAUUGUGCAGAGCAGUUCUGUGUUCACAUCAGCCAUUACUCCACUAGUUGGUAUUGGUGUCAUCAGCAUAGAGAGGGCAUAUCCACUAUCUUUGGGCUCAAACAUCGGCACCACCACCACUGCCAUUCUGGCAGCCAUGGCCAGCCCUGGAGACAGACUGGCUAAUGCUCUACAGAUUGCCCUUGUGCAUUUCCUGUUCAACAUCUCUGGAAUCAUUUUAUGGUAUCCGAUCCCCUUCACUCGAAUUCCCAUCCGACUGGCCAAGGGUCUGGGGAACGUCACUGCCAACUACCGCUGGUUUGCUGCAGUAUACAUCAUCUGCUGCUUUUUCCUGUUACCACUCUUCAUAUUCAGCCUGUCGCUUGCUGGUUGGAAGGUCCUUGUGGGUGUGGGCGUACCUUUAGUUGUCAUGCUUAUCAUGGUCUUGGUGAUCAAUGCACUGCAGAAAAGGAAACCUGGAUGGCUGCCUUCCGGACUGCGAUCCUGGGACUUCCUCCCUCUCUGGGCCCACUCUCUGGAUCCCUGGGAUAAAUUGGUCGGAGUGUUUAUAGCCAAAUGCUGCUGCUGUUGCAAAUGCUGCCAAAUUUCAAAUGAUAGUCAGGAACAUGAAGAGCAAGAAUCUGAUGAACAUUGUACAGAAAUACAUAAAGAGGUGUAUGACAACCCAAUGAUGUCUGUAGAUAAAGCUGUAGAGAAUGAAACAAGGAUAGAACUAGAUAAUAUAAAACAAACACAACUUUGAGGGUUUAUAUUUAUUGUAUUUGUGUGUUUCUGUGUAUGAUUUAUACUGGCCAUGGCACACAAACUUAAAGAAAUCUAUCUAUAUUUAUAUGAUUAAGUGAAGUUGGCAUGUUUUUAUGAUGAGAAAUAACAAUGAACACAACCUGAAGUGCUGAUGUUUAUUCAAUUGACUGAAGUAUGAAUCUAUAUUUGUGUUGUUAUUAACUGAUCCUCUGAAACAAUGGAUCCUGUCUCUGUCAGCAUCCUGCUCUGUUUGCAACUUUUACCUCACUCAUUUCUCUUUCAAAUUGAUUUAUUCUUUCAUUUAAGUUUGUUUGUAUGAAGAACUACUGAGACAUCAGUGUAUUACGUAAUAUGUUUGAACAAUCUGAGUUUGGAGAAUUUAGAGAGUUUUUGGGGAUAACUGCAAGCCAGAGGGUGGUCAGUUCCAAGGAAGAUUUCUAAUAUUUUUUACAACAGUGUUUAGUAGUUGAUGCUAAUUAAAUAUCAACUUAUACUUG